GUUUCUGAAAUUCUGUUGUUGCUUGACAUGUUGGCAAGGAGGAUUUGACAUGAGCAGAAUCCUCCUUGUCGUUAUUCUAGCAAAGUGGUUGGACCAACUAACCGAAACAGUAUUUUCUUGAGUCUAACACCUAACAUAUCAACUAUUGCACUGAUGUAGACCUUUACCCUGACCUGGGGUAUCAGUGUCCACUAACACCAAAUGGACUGAUGCAACUAAGCUUCAAGCAGGUAUCUCUUUAGGUUUCACAAUUUAGUUCUUCUGAUUUUUUUUGUUCAUAAUGCUCUGUUUUCUUUAGGUGUGUCGAACUGUUACGAUUUCUGAAAAGGUGAAGAAGAAUAUAAUCAGAGAAGCAUCUCAGGAAGUAUCAUUGCUACGUUGGCUUGUGAGGACAUCAGCGUUGCAAGAUGGCGAGUGAGAAGAAAAUAAUCAGCCUUACUGUCAAAGUUGGAUUGGUGCUGUUUGCAGUAUGCAUUCUUGCGCCGGUUUCGCUCAUGGUGCUGCUCAGGCACACAGUUCCUCUGCAGACAUUGAGGUUGCUGUUUUCAGCUGGUCCAACAUCUUCAGUGAUGUGGGAAGAAGAAAAGAUGGACUCUGCUAACGAAGGGGAGCAGCUGCUGUGUGAGUGUGACAUGUCGAACCUAAGAUCAGAUGUAUGCGAGCUCAAGGGCGAUGUUCGGGUAAUCCUCUCCAACAUCACCAUCAUUGCCCUCGUCCACCCCUCUGCCUCUCUGAGGCGCCGGUCACGGAGGAUGAAGCCGCACGCGAGGAAGAAGGAUGGCCACGUGCUCGCCAGCGUCACAGACGUGUUGGUGUCGGUCACCCCUUCAUCGCCUCACGUUCCGGGAUGCAUGGCCGAGAGCGCCGCCCCCGCGGUGGUCUUCUCGGUCGGUGGUGGCUAUGAGGGCAACAUGUUCCACGACUUCACCGACGUGCUCAUCCCGCUGUUCAUCACCGCCAGCCGGUUCCGCAGCGACGUGCACCUGCUUGCCAGCGACGCCCCGUCGUGGUGGCUUGACAAGUACCGACCGCUGCUCCGGGGGCUCUCUGGCCAUGCUGUCAUUGACAUGGACAGGCAAAGCACAGAAGUGCUCUGCUACCCUCAUGUGGUCGUCGGCCUCAGCUUCCACAAGGAGAUGAGUAUCAACGACGCGAAGACUGCCGGCGGGCACUACUCCAUGGCCGCCUUUGCCCGCCUUGCCCGGAGAUCCUACGGCCUUGAGAGAGACACAGCCAUCCGUCUGUUACAUGGCAGCAGCGACAACGUCAAGAGCCCGCGACGCCCCAGGCUGCUCAUCAUUUCACGGAAGACAACCAGGGCGUUCACCAACAUGGGCACUGUCGCACAGGCGGCAGCCAUGCUUGGGUACGAGGUGAUCGUCGGCGAGGCGGAGCAGCGCUCGGACCUUUCCGCCUUGGCACGGCUGGUGAACUCGUGCGACGUGCUGGUGGGCGUUCACGGCACUGGGCUCGCCAACCUGGUGUUCCUCCCGCCAGGGGCCGUGGUGGUGCAAGUGGUGCCGCUGGGCGGGCUAGAGGCCAUGGCGGGGGAGGACUUCGGCGUACCGGCGGGCGACAUGGGGCUCGGCUACGUUCGGUACACCGUCGCCAUCGGGGAGAGCACGCUGGCGGAGCUGCACCCAAGUGACAACCCGGCGGCGGUGAGGAGCCAAGCGUCGCUGGCGCUCCGGCCGGCGUACCUGGCCGGCCAGAACGUCACGCUCAACGUCACUCGGUUCAGUGGCGCCUUGUCCCUUGCUCUGGAGCUUCUUCACCAUUAGAAGACAGACACUCACUCAACAGGGCGUAGAUUGUGGUUACAAGAUAAUUUGUCAAGUGUUUUACUUCAGUAAAAUGUCGGGUCUGGCUAAAUUUAUGGAUGAGCUGCCGGUCACACGGUCAGAAGGCAAACUAGAAGGCCAGUCUAGUGACUUAUAACUCUCUCAAUCGACUACUCUCUCUGUUUCUAAAUACAAAACAUUUUAUCCUUUUAUCCGUAUGUAGUUCAUAGUAAAAUUUCUGAAAGGUCUUAUACUGUAUUAAGGAACGGAGGGAGUAAGAAUUAGCAAUUCCAUAGGACAAAUAUAAAUUGGAACGGGACACAAAUUGGAACAA
Messenger RNA from Hordeum vulgare subsp. vulgare (domesticated barley), 2115 nucleotides. Its product is annotated as alpha-1,3-arabinosyltransferase XAT3-like. The record is from RefSeq and is a predicted model, not a curated record. Bases 408 to 1781 code for a protein of 457 amino acids. Gene Ontology annotation, molecular function: glycosyltransferase activity. NCBI's taxonomy places the organism in Eukaryota, Viridiplantae, Streptophyta, Magnoliopsida, Poales, Poaceae. The transcript is spliced from 3 exons.